Messenger RNA from Eutrema salsugineum, 1689 nucleotides. Its product is annotated as cytoplasmic 60S subunit biogenesis factor REI1 homolog 2. The record is from RefSeq and is a predicted model, not a curated record. Lineage: Eukaryota; Viridiplantae; Streptophyta; Magnoliopsida; Brassicales; Brassicaceae. The transcript is spliced from 5 exons. The coding region runs from base 141 to 1352 and encodes 403 amino acids. Gene Ontology annotation, molecular function: zinc ion binding; nucleic acid binding. Gene Ontology annotation, cellular component: preribosome, large subunit precursor. Gene Ontology annotation, biological process: ribosomal large subunit biogenesis.
AACAAAUUUUGCUUUUAACCUUCUUCCCUCAACCGACCUCCGAGCCAUCGCCGCAAGUAUAUAAAUAGCUCAUCCCUAACCUCUAAACACUUUUUCUUUCCUUCUUCUUCUUCAUUUUCAAUCGAUCGAGAUAGAGAGAGAUGUCAGGCUUAGCUUGUAAUUCGUGUAACAAGGAGUUCGAAGACGACGCUGAGCAGAAACUCCAUUACAAGUCCGAAUGGCACCGUUACAAUCUCAAACGCAAGAUUGCUGGUGUUCCUGGAGUUACGGAAGCACUUUUCGAAGCUAGACAAGCUGCGAUUGCUCAGGAGAAGGUCAAAUCUAACGAAGCACCAUUGCUUUAUAGUUGUGGAAUCUGUGGUAAAGGUUACAGGAGCUCCAAGGCUCAUGAGCAGCAUCUCAAGUCGAAGAGUCACGUUUUGAAAGCUUCUUCGCAAGGGACGAGCAACGGAGACGAGGAUAAAGCGAUCAUCAAGCAGCUUCCUCCUCGCCGUGUUGAGAAAAACGACCCUUCUCAACUAAAAGGUUCGAUUGAGGAAGAGAGUGAAGAGAGUGAAGAUGAAUGGGUUGAGGUUGGUUCUGACGAGGAUUUGGACGGUGAAGAUAUGGAUGCAGACGAGUCUGGUUCUGGUGAUGAUAUGGAUGAGGAUGAUAUCGAGUUUGAAUUGGAUCCGGCUUGCUGUUUGAUGUGUGAUAAAAAGCAUAAGACGAUUGAGAAGUGCAUGGUUCAUAUGCAUAAGUACCAUGGAUUCUUCAUUCCCGAUAUCGAAUACCUAAAGGAUCCAAAAGGGUUUCUAACCUACGUUGGUCUAAAGGUGAAGAGGGACUUCAUAUGUUUGUACUGCAAUGAAUUGUGCCAUCCAUUUAGUAGUUUGGAAGCUGUGCGGAAGCAUAUGGAAGCUAAGGGACAUUGCAAAGUGCAUUAUGGUGAUGGUGGCGAUGAAGAAGAUGCAGAACUUGAAGAGUUCUAUGAUUACACCAGCAGCUAUGUCAACGAAGGCGAAAAUCAGAUGGUUGUAUCCGGAGAAUCAGCUAACACCGUGGAGCUUUUUGGUGGGUCUGAGCUUGUGAUCACCAAAAGAACCGAUGACAAAGUGACGUCUAGGACUCUCGGGUCUCGAGAAUUCAUGCGCUACUACAAACAGAAGCCACCUCCAUCUUCUCAGAAGCACAUUGUCAACUCAUUAACCUCGAGGUACAAGAGCAUGGGUCUAGCAACAGUGCACUCGAAGGAGGACAUAGUGAGGAUGAAGGUGAUGAGAGAGAUGAACAAAAGAGGAGCGAAAAUGCGUGUUAAGCUUGGAAUGAAGAGCAACGUCAUCAGAAACCUGCCCAAUAACGUCACGUAUUAAGUCUCUGGUAAACUCUUUUGUUUGAUUCUGUAACGGAUCAUUGUAAUUGUGAGAGAUGAUCGACAAACCAAAGUUUUAUGGAACUUGUGUUGGUCAGUGAGUGCAGAACCUAUCUGAGCUUAUAUGCAUUUGAAGGGUCUCACUCUUCGAUUUUGUGCCAUUUAGUCUCGAGAAUGUUUUACUUUUGAGCAGAGUUUGUAUCUCUUUUGUCCCGUACUUUAUUGUCCUAUUUUUUUUUGUUUUUUUGUUUUUGUUUUUUGUUUUUUGGUAACUACACAGUCUACACUCUACACUCUAUACUAUCUAAUCAAUAGUUAUUUACCUUUAAUAAACGAUG